AUGACGUUUCUACGAGUAGGCAUGCAAGACCCGGAAUAUAGCCACGUGCUUAGCUUUAGAAGGCAAAUCUUCAUAAGUCCUUUAGAAAAUGCAUCGAUUCCUGACUCAUUCCUAAUUUCAUUCGACAAUACAUCAUAUAGAAUAUACAUUUCCAUAGACGGUUUAAACUGCUCCAGAUGCAAGACGGUCGGACAUCAAGAUUCUGACUGUCCUUCUUUAUCAUCAUUAAGUAGUCCAAUUAAUCAAACGGAAACUGACCAUCAAGUGAACGUACUCAACUCUGCCAAUAAAGAAUAUAGCCAGCCAGAAGAACAACCACGGAAAGAACACGAAGAAGGUACCCAGACAUUAAAGGAACCGAAACUUAACAUUACAAAAAAUCACGAAUUAACAUCAGCCACAAACGACCAAACCACUUCCAUACAAACAAACAAAGAACUACAGAUUUCGUCACAACCACAAAUAUCCCAAGAUUCAUCAGUCAAAAGGAAGGUUCUCUGCGAUAGUUCAGAUGAAUCUGAUGAAGAGAUUGAAAAUAUAACAAAGGAUUCAAGUGAUGAAGAUUUAGAAACUUUUUUGGCAAACGAAAAUGAAGAUGAUUCAUUAGGGCAACAGGAAAGUGAAGAAAUACUGAGCUCUUCUAAGUUAAAAGAAGGUGAUUUUGUUCUCGUAAAAUUGGCCAGUAAAAAGACUUAA
Molecule: messenger RNA, 696 nt
Organism: Diabrotica virgifera virgifera (western corn rootworm)
Lineage: Eukaryota; Metazoa; Arthropoda; Insecta; Coleoptera; Chrysomelidae
Product: nucleoplasmin-like protein ANO39
Exons: 2
Coding region: 1-696 (231 amino acids)
Source: RefSeq, a predicted model, not a curated record